AUCCUCCCCAAAAAAAAAAAAAAAAUCCAUACUGUUAUGUCGGUGGUUGGUGAUUGUAUUGUAUGGCGCAAUGCAACGCGUUGUUUGAGUGCAAAUGAAAAAUGAGGGAUUUUCUUAUUAUUUCUUUUUCUUUUUUAAUUCGCAAGGUACGAGUACGAUCCCUCAAAUACGUUUUGUCAUUCUUGAUCCUGGCGUUUUGAGAUGAUGUAACUUCAUCGCGAUCCUGACUUCUUUUCCAGGAAGGUGUGAAAACAUCUUCAUUUUCUCUCUCAACUUUUGUCUGUUCUUUGCCCUGUUUUUCCCAUUGCUUUUUGACGAAGGUGACGAACAGGAAAAAGAAUUAAUUUUCCUCUUGAGGGCUUGUCUUGUUCCCCUCCCGGUCACCAGUAAACUCGCCUGAAAUUUCUCCGAACAUUCAUUAUUACCAUGGCUGCUAUACAGUUCCCUUUACACUCGAUGAUUCACAGAGCCUGCCAACGAGAUUGGUCUACUUUACCUUCCGCGCCCCUGUUCUUAUUGAAACCGUUAUCCAUUUCGUCGGUUGAUCUUCACGAGAUUGCUUCAACUCCUUCUGGAGGCCAGGACUGACUAACCAAAAGUUGUAUUCGACUUAUAUUCACGUAUUGCUGUAGUUCUGAUUACUUUCUAAGAUAUUCUAUGGCUAGAUCACGAGGUUUGUCAACAUUAUUGAUUAUGCCAGAGUAAUUGCAUCCUGUUGUGUUUUUUCUUUAAUUGCUAAAUGGAUUGGGGAUUUAGAAGCCUUUGUCAGGCUGAGACUAGAAGAUUGAUAACAUUAUUAGGAGUAACAGCAAUUCUGAUUUCAGUGGUUCAGUAUGCUGAACUUCCAUAUGAUAAAAUGUUGUCCCUGAUUCCUUCUAUUCGCAAGAUUAGUAAUUCCCAGAUAGAAACAUCAUUGGGUUAUUCUGAAACAGAAGGCAGCAAUAAUCUGUCAAAUGCUAGCUCUAUUAGUGUAUUUGAGGUCAUGGCAAGUAGUCCUACUCCUGAGGCCUAUGAAGGUAGAAGUUCCGGGGUUCACAGUACUAGCGGUUCAAUUUUGGCUCCUGCUUCUGGUCUUGUUCCAGAGACUAAGAAUUUUACAGCUAAUGAAAUCUGUUCACCUGCAAACAAUAUUGAUUUCACUUCAAGAGGGAUUGAAUCUCCCUCAUUUGCCCCACAGCCUGUGGUUUCAAUGACCAGCAGAGCAUCAUUAGUUUCAGAAACUGAGUCAAGAAGUCCCACGAUAUCUGCCCCUUCCAAUGCAACUCCUGCAAAAUCAGAUGCUACUAAGCCAGCAUACAAGGAUGAGAAGCCAGGUUUUUCGCAAGGUAAUAGUUCAAUGUCCAGUAAAGAUAAACCCGCGACUGCAAAGCCCUCAAACAAGCGGCCAUCUAAAGUAGUUUCCAUAUCAGAGAUGAACCAAAUGCUGCAGCAAAGUCAUGCUUCAUCCAAGCUUGCGGCUUCAGGUGUUGAUCAACAAAUAGUGCAAGCAAGAUUAGAGAUUGAACAUGCCCCCAUCAUCGAGAAUGAUUCAAGAUUUAACUCACCCAUCUAUAGGAACGCCUCCAUGUUCAAAAGGAGUUACGAACUCAUGGAGAAGAUGCUCAAAGUUUACAUCUACCAGGAUGGAGAUAAGCCAAUUUUCCACGAGUACUUAUUGGAUGGAAUAUAUGCUUCUGAAGGAUGGUUCAUGAGGCUGAUGGAGGCAAACAAACAAUUUGUCACUCAAGACCCUGGGAAGGCUCACUUAUUUUACAUACCUUUCAGUUCAAGAUUGUUGCAGUUGACACUAUAUGUACGAAAUUCACAUAGGCGUGCAAACUUAAUCGAGUACAUGAGAAACUACGUGGACAUGAUUGCAGCAAAAUAUCCUUUCUGGAAUAGGGCGAAUGGAACAGAUCACUUCGUAGUUGCUUGCCAUGAUUGGGCUCCUGCAGAAACACGUGGACGCAUGCUUAAUUGCAUUAGAGCCCUCUGCAACGCGGACUUAGAAGUGGGGUUCAAGAUAGGGAAGGAUGUUUCUCUCCCAGAAACAUAUGUGAUCUCAGCUCAGAAUCCUCUAAAAAAUAUAGGGGGAAAACCUCCUUCCCAGAGGCCUAUCCUGGCUUUCUUUGCCGGGGGUAUGCAUGGUUAUCUUCGGCCUAUUCUGCUGAAGUAUUGGGAGAACAGGGAAGCUGACAUGCAAGUAUCUGGUCCAUUGCCUCAUGUGAGGGGUAAUGCCAACUACCUGCAACUCGUGAAGAGCAGCAAAUAUUGCAUCUGUGCGAGGGGUCAUGAAGUUAAUAGCCCUCGAGUAGUAGAGGCUAUACUCAACGAAUGCGUUCCAGUUAUCUUAUCAGACAACUUUGUGCCUCCAUUCUUUGAGGUUUUGAACUGGGAAUCUUUUGUUGUGAUUGUGACCGAGAAAGAUAUCCCUAAUUUGAGGAAUAUUCUCUUGUCCAUCUCAGAGGAGAGAUAUUUAGAGAUGUACAAGAGGGUGAAACAGGUACAAGAGCAUUUCCUCUGGCAUGCUGAGCCUGUGAAGUAUGAUUUGUUUCAUAUGAUUCUUCACUCUAUUUGGUAUAAUAGACUUUUCCAAACAAGACACUGAACCAUUCUGUAUCAAUUGUGUAGAAAACUGUGGCAUGUAGAGUUUAUAACUUUUAUGUUUGGUAGAUCCCCAGGGUUGACGGGCGAAGCGAGGAAGUAGAGAAAGCACAGCUUACUGUUGAUUUCUUGUUACACAUGUUGGUUAAUUGUGCACGACAUUCAGCAUAGCUUGUAUCCUGGAAUUUAGGUACUGUUUGGGAGUUUUUUUUGGCAUACAAUGGAGUAGGGUGGAAUGGCUAAAAAUUUUAGACUAUUGUUUGUUAA
Messenger RNA from Prosopis cineraria, 2850 nucleotides. Its product is annotated as probable glycosyltransferase At5g03795. Lineage: Eukaryota; Viridiplantae; Streptophyta; Magnoliopsida; Fabales; Fabaceae. The coding region runs from base 740 to 2587 and encodes 615 amino acids. The record is from RefSeq and is a predicted model, not a curated record. The transcript has 4 exons. Gene Ontology annotation, molecular function: glycosyltransferase activity.